Molecule: messenger RNA, 831 nt
Organism: Heterocephalus glaber (naked mole-rat)
Lineage: Eukaryota; Metazoa; Chordata; Mammalia; Rodentia; Bathyergidae
Source: RefSeq, a predicted model, not a curated record
AUGAAUGUUGUCAUCAUGCACCCCUGCAAACACUCUCUGAUCUCCUGUGGGGAGGAUCACCUCUGGAAAGUAGUGGGCCUCCCAAAAGGCCAGGUACUUCUCAUGGGAUAUGGCCACACUGACUGGCUGUCUGACUGUUGCUUCGAUCCCAGUGGUGACAAGUUGGCAACCUCAAGUGGUGACACUUCAGUUAAAUUAUGGGACCUAUCUACAGGCAAAUGCGUUUUGACCUUUGAAGGACAUACCCACACAGUUUGGUCAUGCACGUGGCAUUCCUGUGGUGACUUUGUGGCUUCUGCCUCACUGGACACAACUAGUAAAAUCUGGGAUGUUAAUAGUGAAAGAUGCAGAGGUACCUUGUGUGGCCAUACAGACUCUGUGAACAGCAUUGAGUUUUUUCCUUUCUCCAACAUUCUUCUUACAGGCUCUGCAGACAAGACCCUGUCUAUAUGGGAUGCAUGAACAGGCACUUGUGAGCAGUCACUCUAUGGGCACAUGCAUUCUAUCAAUGAUGCCAUCUUCAGCCCUACAGGUCACAUGAUAGCAUCCUGUGAUGCCUGUGGGGUUAUAAAGCUAUGGGACUUUCGGAAGCUUUUACCAGUUGUGUCCAUUGAUGUAGGUCCAAGUCCUGGCGAUGAGGUGAAUUUUGAUUCAUCAGGUAGAGUUUUAGCUCAAGCGAGUGGCACUGGGGUCAUACACUUGCUAGAUCUUAAAUCGGGGAAGAUUCACAUAUUGGUGGGCCACCAGAGCGAGGCACACUCGGUGGUGUUUUCUCACGAUGGAGAUCUGUUUUCAGGAGGCGCUGACGGCACAGUUCGAAUGUGGUCUUGA